Molecule: messenger RNA, 1545 nt
Organism: Penicillium soppii
Lineage: Eukaryota; Fungi; Ascomycota; Eurotiomycetes; Eurotiales; Aspergillaceae
Exons: 2
Coding region: 1-1545 (514 amino acids)
Source: RefSeq, a predicted model, not a curated record
AUGGUCCAACGGCACAAGGUCCUAGAGACUGACAGUGCUACUGCAAAAUUUCUCUACACGAUAAUCAAGCAAUUAGAGAUAAAAUCAAUCGAUUGGAACCGAGUUGCCUCCGAUCUUGAGAUAUCCAACGGCCAUGCCGCUCGCAUGCGGUAUUCCCGCUUCCGGCAACAAAUGGAUGGUACCACAGGGACACCCAGGGCAAAGCGGAAGCAAAAGAAACCCAAGGUAGUGGACCCCCCUUCUGGGAGUCAGCGCAUGCUCCCAAUGGCUCAAUCUUCCACAUUGUCCACCGUGGGAUCAAUGGAUACAUCCCUCCCGACAAAUAUCUUCAUCAAAUCCGAGCUCGGUACGCAAGGCAGCCCAUGGAUACAGAACUCUAUGCACUAUAAUCCCCAGUCAAUGUCGGAGAGCAACCUACAAGGGCAAUAUUACUUUCCCCAGGACUUCGCAUCAAUGCAGUUCAAGAUUGCAUCCGGUAUGCAAUCUGGACUUGCCCCGUCUUCCAGCCUUGCAACGUCCUCAUCCUUUGUGAAUCAUUACCUAUCUGAUGGCAUGUCACCUGGCCAUGCUUCCUCAUCCUCGGGCAUUCAAGGGGGCUACGGCUUUCGAGAUACUGAAAUGCAGAAUAUCUUUCCCCAUAUCUCUUCAAACAUCGACUGGGAACCACAGGCGUCUCUUUGUCUACGGCCUACAGCCAUCAAGUCUGAGGAGUCGGAACAGAGCAAUUCGUUGAUCCCAUGGGAGCCACUAGGCUCUCCUCAGGAGACUUCCAUGACAACAAUGACAGUUGACCAGCACCAGCCCAUCCAAGCCAUGGCAUGGGAGAGACCGUCCUCUCCUCAGCGGAGUGAUACGGCCACGACUAUUGAGCCGUCUCAGCCCAACCUAGCCAUGAUAAGGGAACCACAAGACUCUUCUCAGCAGAACCUACAAUUCAGAAGAUAUGAGCAGCAUCAAGGAAAUUUUGCCAUUACACGGGAGCCAUUGUCCUCCUCACCGCAGAACAUCACACUUACAACAUCUGCUGAGCAGCGUCAUAAUAACUCUUUUGUCAGCUGCGAGACACAGCCUUUUCCUCGCCAGGUCUCCCCACUUAUCAAACCCGAGGAACAGCAAGAAGACAGUCAAAUGAUUACGUUGUUGGAGCUUGCACCUUCUCUUCCGCAAGAUAUGCUAGCCACAGAAGGUGAAGAGCAGCAACCCGAUAAUCAGGAUAUCACGUGGGAUACAUUGCCUCCCCCUGCAGAGGAUUCCCCGCCUGCGGAGGCUGAGCAACAGCCGAGCAACGCCAUGGUCCUCUGGCAGCCGAUACCCCCUUUUCACCAAUCUACAUUGACUGCCCAAUCUGAGGAACACCAAGACAUCAACAUGAUCACACAUUGGCACCCAGAUUCUUCUACUCGCCAGAAUAUCCCGAUUGUGAAUCGUGAUGAAGGAGGCCACGGCAAAGAUGAGUUUUUGGCUACAGAUGAGCAGCCGACCCACGAAGCUUCUGUUACGGUCAACACGAUUUUGGGUCAAGGGGAUGUGGUCAUGAUGGGGUAA